GCACAUUCUCUGUUUUUUCAAUACAAACAUAAGCAUCUAGAUAUGUUUAUCUUGCCUCAAUUAAACUUUAAUCCUUUGUGGGUUUCGUCUUUCCUUCAACUUCUUUACCUCUAUAGUUGGCUUCUCUUUGACCUCCACCUCCUACAAUUACCUCAACUCAUCCUUGGCAAAAUGAAGAUCACUACUCUUCUGGUUGCUGCCGUUUUUGCGGUUGAGUACGCUCUGGCGAGUCCGGCGGGAACAUCGGGAGUUAAAACAAGGCCCGCGAAAUUCCAAUGCGUUUGCGAAGCACAGUUUAAGACGAACGCAGCAAAGACCAUAAACACUUGUAAGGCGCUGGGUAACGAGGGGACAUAUAUAAAACCUUGGUGCUUUAUUUUUUCGCGCCAGGGAUAUAUCGACUUUGUACGGCAAUGUGGUGGCUUCAACUAUUCCAACUGCGAGUCUACAAAUUCGCACGAAUGGUUUAAGGAGGGAAACUGACGGUCCACUUCUGGUAUGGCCUCUAGCUAAAUUCAGUAAGAGUCUAGCCAAGUCUAGUAGGGCGUACGCGCAGCAAUCAAGAGUUAUACACUAGCAUUUCCCACACUCAGUGAGUGCAU
Molecule: messenger RNA, 602 nt
Organism: Colletotrichum navitas
Lineage: Eukaryota; Fungi; Ascomycota; Sordariomycetes; Glomerellales; Glomerellaceae
Exons: 3
Coding region: 43-483 (146 amino acids)
Source: RefSeq, a predicted model, not a curated record